Molecule: messenger RNA, 1638 nt
Organism: Acomys russatus (golden spiny mouse)
Lineage: Eukaryota; Metazoa; Chordata; Mammalia; Rodentia; Muridae
Gene: Wnt2b
Product: Wnt family member 2B
Exons: 5
Coding region: 297-1472 (391 amino acids)
Biological process (GO): canonical Wnt signaling pathway; multicellular organism development; cell fate commitment
Cellular component (GO): extracellular region
Molecular function (GO): cytokine activity; frizzled binding
Source: RefSeq, a predicted model, not a curated record
GAGAGCUGCGGCCGCAGGGGCUGUCCGCGCGCUCUGGCCCCCGCCGCUCUCCGCGCCCUGGAGCCACGGACACCGCACCCGACCGCCCACACCCGGCUCAGCGUCUCCUGGUCCUGCAACUCGCGCGCUCUUGGGAAUCCAGUGCCCGGCUUUCGGACUCCACGUGCCCCGAGGUCCCCCAGUCAUCCACGGUCCUCAUGGCCACACUGUUGGGCGAGCUAGGAGACGCCUGAGGAAGCCCGGACAGUGCCCGUCCACGGCCCUGCGGGCUGCACGGCCGGAAUCUGCGCGGAGCUAUGCUGAGGCCGCAGGGUGCGGACGAAGCCGCGCAGCUCGCCCCUCGGCGUGCCCGCGUCCCGGUACCCGCGCCCAGACCCGCGGCCCCCGACGUGUCCCCAGCUUCCGCCCGCCUGGGUCUUGCCUGCCUUCUGCUGCUGCUGCUGCUGACAUUGCCGGCCCGGGUAGAUACGUCCUGGUGGUACAUAGGGGCCCUGGGAGCUCGAGUGAUCUGUGACAACAUCCCCGGUUUGGUGAGCCGGCAGCGGCAGCUGUGUCAGCGCUACCCAGACAUCAUGCGCUCGGUGGGGGAAGGGGCCCGAGAAUGGAUCCGAGAGUGCCAGCACCAGUUCCGCCAUCACCGCUGGAAUUGUACCACACUGGAUCGGGACCACACCGUCUUUGGCCGGGUCAUGCUCAGAAGUAGCCGGGAGGCAGCGUUUGUCUAUGCCAUCUCAUCAGCAGGAGUGGUCCAUGCUAUCACUCGGGCCUGCAGCCAGGGGGAACUGAGUGUGUGCAGCUGUGACCCAUAUACCCGUGGUCGGCACCAUGACCAGCGAGGGGACUUUGACUGGGGUGGCUGCAGUGACAACAUCCACUACGGUGUCCGCUUUGCCAAGGCUUUUGUGGAUGCCAAAGAGAAGAGGCUUAAGGACGCAAGGGCCCUUAUGAACUUACAUAACAACCGCUGUGGUCGCACGGCUGUGCGGCGAUUUCUGAAACUGGAAUGUAAGUGUCACGGUGUGAGUGGCUCCUGCACUCUGCGCACCUGCUGGAGGGCACUCUCAGACUUCCGCCGCACCGGGGACUACCUGCGGAGGCGAUAUGAUGGGGCAGUGCAGGUGACUGCCACCCAGGAUGGCGCCAAUUUCACAGCAGCCCGCCAAGGCUAUCGCCACGCCACCCGGACUGAUCUUGUGUACUUUGACAACUCCCCUGACUACUGUGUCUUGGACAAGGCUGCAGGUUCCCUAGGUACUGCAGGCCGCGUCUGCAGCAAGACCUCGAAAGGAACAGAUGGUUGUGAAAUCAUGUGCUGUGGCCGAGGGUACGACACGACUCGAGUCACCCGUGUCACCCAGUGUGAGUGCAAAUUCCACUGGUGCUGUGCUGUGCGCUGCAAGGAGUGCAGAAACACUGUGGAUGUCCACACUUGCAAGGCCCCUAAGAAGGCAGAGUGGCUGGACCAGACCUGAGCACACAGAUACCUCAUUCUUCCCUCCACUUCAAGCCUCUGACUCAAAAGCACAAGAUCCUCGCAUGCACACCUUCCUCCACCCUCAAUCUUGGGCUGCUACAGCUUCUGUUAUGGACUUGUGAUCCGGAAGGGACCCCAAUGUCCUGGCUGGUUCCUUGGCCCUA